GAUGAAAACCCAUGUGGCUAAUAACUGAUUAUGUAUGCUAUCAUGUCUUCUCCAAAGUAUGGGAGACUGCUGAGGGACCAUGCUCGUACACACAACGACACACUGGAGUACUCUGAGCCUCAGCUAGUGAAUGGAGGAAUGGCCCCCCCUCCUUGUAGAGGUCUCCCUGGAACCGUGUGCUACAUGGUCAUUGUCUCUGUCAAUCAUCUAGACUUCUUUGGAUUUGGGCCUUCUGCUGCUCUGGCACAACAUUACGCUGAGAAGGAUGCAUAUACUUCUAUCAGUGCAAUGGAGACUAAUGGUGUGCAGUUACCGGCCCUAGUGGAUAGUGAUGGAAGUCUGUGCGUAUCGAAUACUGAUAGUGUAAAUGGGAGUGUUUCCUCAGCCCUGAAUAAUGGAAGCGAAUUGAUAAACGGUGUUGAAGAUGGCUACCCUGAAUGUAUGCCAGAUGCUGUUUCUACUGGUGAAGCAUAUUGUGCCAUACCUUACGAGUCUGCUAGUGAGCAACCAAUUUCAAAGGAUAUAUGUAAAGUCCCACAUACAGUUGAAGAAUUGAAUGCUGUAUUAGAAACGCCACCACCCUUUCGUCGAGCUCCUGAUACAAUCACCUGUGAAUAUAGAAACAAAAAUAUUGUAGACGCUCUUUUUGAUGCUGCAAGGAAAAGAGGAAUUUAUGACAUAAACUUCAGCUUCAAAGUCAUUGGAUCCAAGAAUUCUAAGCAGGUGGUUGUUCGAGCGUUUGGUGGUGGUUUUUCCUUUGAAGGAAGACAUUUCCAAGAAUAUUUGGCAAAAUGUGAGGCGGCUGCAAAACUAUUGGAGACUCUCAGCCAACUACCAGAAUUGAACUGUUGUCCACCGCCAUCUUCUCACCUUGCAAGACCUCUAGACUUACCCAUCUCUCAAGACCAAAAUGGCGUGGAGGAUUCGUUUGUCCAAAAAGAAGCAGCUAAGAUUGUCACUCCAAAUAGACCACUUCUACCUGUACCGCCAAGUCCAGUCACUUCAGUGACAUCUUGUGCCAGUGAUAAGCAGAACCUUCUGAUAGUUUCGAACCCAAUUGGACAAUUGAACGAUCUGCUCGCUAAAGAGCGUUUGGCUGAUGCUAAGUACACCUUCACAUCUUGUCCUGUUGGGAAAAAUUCUCAUGAGUUUUCUUGCAUAGUAUCUGCCAGAGGAUUGUCAAGUAAAGGUGUUGGUCUCUCAAAGAAGCAGGCCAAGCGCUGUGCUGCUGAGAACCUCCUCUCUGAAAUGAAGUCACAAGGAAUGAACGUUGACCCCGACAAAAGUCCCACAUCUUCUAUGAAGAAUAAGGCAUCUCCUGGUGUCCCUCUAGCUGGUGGCCAUCGCAAUGAGCAGCCUAGUCGACAUGUAUCCUUGUUACAGCCGAGAGAUCUCUAUUUCAACAAACCAUCAUUUCAAUCGACACCACGUCCUCCACAUUCUGCUCCACGUCCACCAAGAGACAUACCACUACCGCCAGCGUUGCCCUUUGGACCCUUGCCGCCUCCGUUGCCCUUUGGACCCCCGCCGCCUCCGUUGCCCUUUGGACCCCCGCCUAGAUAUCUGAGAUCACCCCGACGUCGUGACUUUCCGAUUCCACCUAUUCUACCGCCGAUGCAAGCUCACUUACGACCCCCACUUUUAUCACACCAUCACCCACUCCCUCCACAACUCUCACACCAUCACUUACGUCCUACAAUCUCUCCACACACUCGUAGGGUCCCUCGGCAAAGAGGACACCAAAUCUUUUCGAGCGACAGUGAAAGUGACUCCGACUGUGGACGAAUCUCAUCGGGGCUGAAAGAAAUCAUUCCAGCAUCUUGUUCCAGCAAUAACGAGAGCUCCCUUGUUCCCACAAAUACGCUUGACAACAAAUCUGAAGAUGGGACCACCUCCUAUUGUAGGCCCGAGCAAAUUGCAUAUAAGCAUCAACGCAUUCCCAUGCCUGGUGUAAGAAUUGGCACGCAGCAUAUAGAGUCUCAUACCAAUACAGAGGUCAUAAACUCCAGUAGACCUAAAGAAGAGUUUCGAAUUGAACAAUUGCAUACUCCGGGAAGCUCAUCAGAUCCGCUGCAGUUUUAUACGAGGCUACCCCAGAAGAGAGCAACUCCUUGGUCAUCUGUUAACCGUCCUCUCGGCGGUAGUAAAGACAAGUUGGUUUUCACACGACUAAGACAGAAGGAGCUAAGAUCAAACAAUACAUUCACGCCGAAGUGGCGUCCCCAGAGAAAAGCCGAACCGUGGGUACUUCCUGAGAGUGAGAUGUGGGACGUGAUUAGCCCAAGUACUGCCGAGGAGACCGUCCAACCUACAGCUGUGUCAAAAACUGUGGUUGAUUCGAGUAACGAACAAAUGGCUGAAAUUACCAAUUGUAAGAAAGUUGAAGUGAACAGUAAUCCAGUGUGCGAGAACAAAUCCCACUCGACCAAAAAUGAACAUAAAUUAGAUAAAGUUCCUAAAAAUAUAACUCGUACUGCAUGUGUCGAAUCAGUGUCUACAGGAAGCCAAGAGGGUGGUGGUAUCGCACACAAGAAGGUUUUGGCCUCCCCUCAGGCUCCGCUGCCUGUCCACCCCCUCUUGGCAUCCUAUAGCAUAACAAAGUCACCAAACUACACAUCCUCUCGUAGCUACAACUCCACACCUGUAACAUCCACCACUAAAGAUAGUAAUAACAACUUAAUCGGUCUAUCCAGCCCUACUAGAAGUAGCCCCACUUCAAUCAAGUCUCGCAAUGAAGCACGCAAUAAAAGACAGACAGAUAAGUCUCCUUGUUUGGAUAUGUUUAGUAUCGUUGGCUCCCUGUCUGUGACCACUGACUCUAGUGUAAUGCUACCUUCCGAAGGGUCUAUUGAAAACAUGGCAGUCUCUCUUUAUUAACAUAAUAUUAACUAAAAUAGUAUAAGUACCCAAAUUUUAGUGUUGCUCUAGACUAUUCAAUUGUAUGAGCUUCUUUGGUUCGGCAUAUAUAGCAUAUUUAUUAUGCCUGCAUCUUUUCUAGCUUAUCUUCUUGAUUUGUGCUUACACCAUAAUUAUGUCAUUGACUGACUGUUAUGGCAUUUGAUACGAAAAUGUACACUCAUUGAUUUAAUUAUUGACUGUCUAUAAUUACAGUAUUGUACGUAUAAUUCGCUUUUCAAUGAAGACUUUCCAGUA
This is a messenger RNA of Halichondria panicea, 3153 nucleotides long. RefSeq lists its product as uncharacterized. The record is from RefSeq and is a predicted model, not a curated record. Gene Ontology annotation, biological process: regulation of regulatory ncRNA processing; siRNA processing. NCBI's taxonomy places the organism in Eukaryota, Metazoa, Porifera, Demospongiae, Suberitida, Halichondriidae. Gene Ontology annotation, molecular function: double-stranded RNA binding; siRNA binding. The transcript is spliced from 6 exons. Bases 31 to 2877 code for a protein of 948 amino acids. Gene Ontology annotation, cellular component: cytoplasm; RISC-loading complex; RISC complex.